Molecule: messenger RNA, 1120 nt
Organism: Folsomia candida
Lineage: Eukaryota; Metazoa; Arthropoda; Collembola; Entomobryomorpha; Isotomidae
Product: UPF0676 protein C1494.01
Exons: 3
Coding region: 59-1063 (334 amino acids)
Source: RefSeq, a predicted model, not a curated record
UCUGUCGCAGAAUUUUGGUCUAUCCUGGUAUAUUGCAAAAAUUAAAUUCGCAAUUAAAAUGGGCAGCCUAGGCGAUUCUACCAUUCCGGUCGUGGAUCUUUCCCCCCUCGCUGGAAAAUAUGAGGACCUGAACGACGCCGUUUUUGGUCAACUGGUCGAAAAAGUAGGACAAGCUUUUAAUGAAGUUGGAUUCGUUUAUAUUGUAAAUCAUGGCGUGGAUAUGGACAAGAUUGAACACAUCCACAAAUUAUCGAAAGGCUUCUUCACUAUGUCAGCAGCGACGAAAAAUAAGUACAAGAAGCCAAACGCUGCGAUCAACUGGCACGGGUAUUCCGGACCUGGAGAUGAAUUCCUAAACGAAGCUGAAAAAAACUCCACCGAACUCCGUGAAAUGUUUGACGCCUGGGGAUUCGAGCAAUUCGACGAGAAACAUUUCCCCACCGAAGUCCCCGGCUAUAAAGACGCCUUUGACGCCGUUCGACCCGAAUGCAACAACGUAGGCAAAAAGCUUCUUCGCCUCCUAGGAAAAUAUUUGCAUCUCGACGACGACGAGCUUUUCGUCAAGGCGCACAGCUUUAUGAACAACCCGACAAAAAUUCGGACCCAUUCCCAAUUCCGGACUUUGCACUACUACCCGAUGGAACCGAAUGAUCCGAGCAUCCCGCCAAAUGCGAUCCGAUGCGGGGAACAUGCCGACUGGGGGACAAUUACGCUCCUGUUUCAGGACAUGGUCGGGGGCUUGGAGGUCAAGCGGCUGGACGGAAGUUGGAUCGAAGCCACGCCCAUCGAGGGCUCGAUCCUGGUAAACAUCGCGCAACUGAUGGAACUCUGGUCAGCCGGGAUUUUUCGGGCGACCCCGCACCGGGUCCGGAUCCUGGAUGUGGAAAGAAUCCGGAAAACGGCGAGGCAGAGUUUCAUCUAUUUUAUAAACCCGGAUGGAGAUUAUGUCGUUAAACCCGUGGUGAAAUGUCCCCCGGGGGAUGAAGAGUACUUGGAGAGAACGCCAAUUGUGGCGUAUGACCAUUACUUGAGAUUAAUGGCGGAUGCGACGCUACGUUAUUGAAAGUUUGUAUUUUCGGGGGUGGGAAAUUUGGAAUAAAUUUAAUUUUAAAGAGAUGAA